Molecule: messenger RNA, 1521 nt
Organism: Penicillium samsonianum
Lineage: Eukaryota; Fungi; Ascomycota; Eurotiomycetes; Eurotiales; Aspergillaceae
Exons: 7
Coding region: 1-1521 (506 amino acids)
Biological process (GO): transmembrane transport
Cellular component (GO): membrane
Molecular function (GO): transmembrane transporter activity
Source: RefSeq, a predicted model, not a curated record
AUGACCGACAAAGAACUCUCACAUGGAAUUGAACUUGAGCAGGCGGAAGAUAUACAGACGGUAGACCCGACAAAGCCUCCCUCGCAUGCAUAUGCAGCCGAUGAUACUGGUGGUUCCCAUCACAAAACUUCCGCCGAGCGUUCACUCGUCUUAAAGUCCGACCUCUCAAUCAUCCCUCUCGUUUCCUUGAUCUAUUUUGCAGCCUACUUGGAUCGAAACAACCUAGGCAAUGCACGUCUUAUGGGCCUUCAAGAAAGUCUGCAGAUGUCAAAUCACCAGUAUGACAACUGCCUUAUGAUGUUUUAUGUCGGUUACAUUAUAUUUAUGAUACCUGCAAAUAUAUUCCUGCGGGCCAUCGGACCGCAUCGACAGCUGGGGACCGCUGUAACUGCCUUCGGUGUUAUGAUCUGCUGUUUGUCUGCAGCGAAAAGCUCGGGCACGGUGCUGGGCAUUCGUAUUCUCGUCGGUUGCUUUCAGGCAUUCAUACAAGGUGUCGGAGUGUAUCAGUCCUUUUGGUAUAAACGGAAUGAGGUAGCCACUCGUGCUGCCGCCUACUAUUCGGCUGCCACGAUUUCAGGCGCCUUUAGCGGCCUGAUCGCGUACUCUGUCAACAAAAACCUGUCGGGCGUGGCAGGGAAAGCUGGCUGGCAAUGGCUCUUUAUCAUAGAGGGAUCCAUUGCCAUUGCUGUUGGCAUUGCUACUUGGCUUUUUCUUCCUCCAUUUCCGGAUCAGAUUAAAGACGGCAAACGCUGGCCCUUCACUGCGCCAAAUAUCCAGCUGGCAAAAACGAGAGCAGCUUCAUACAAUACCCUUGAUGCAAGGAUUGAAUUGAAGCAGAUUCUCGAAGCUCUCAAAGAUCCUAAAACCUACUUUUUUGCUUUCAUGAAUGGCGGUGUUGCGCUUGGAAUUGCAUCGGUUGGUGUCUUUCUUCCAACAUUCAUUCGAGCAUUUGGCUACUCAAAUGAGAUGUCUCAGUUAUUUUCCGUGAUUCCAUACGGCUGUGCAACUUUGUGCAUGUUGGGUUUAGUGAUAAUUUCUGACCACCUGAAGCUCAAGGGUGUGAUGCUUCUCUUUUGCAUCUCCCUCUCAUGUGUCGGCUAUAUAAUCCUCAUUGUCGUGAGCUCGAUCCCAGUCAAGAUUUUUGCCACAUGCCUCGUCGUUUCUGGACUAUAUCCGUCUGUUAUUCUCGGUGCCACCUGGCUUGGUAUCAACACCUGUGGAUACACCAAGCGAGGAACCGUGUGGGGAAUCACCGAAAUAUUUGGGCAGUGCUUCUCAAUCAUGGGUACGCAUAUCUACACCAAUCCACCGAGAUAUAUCAAAGGGCACGGCAUUCUUUUGGGAUUCUUACUUUUCAGUAUCCUGAACGUUGUGAUGGCAUACUUCUGGAUGAAACGCUUGAACUUGCAGAAAGAAAAGACCAUACGGGAAUAUCGUGAUCGUGGAGAGACUCAUCCGGAUACAUUGAAAUCCCUUGAAGAAGUUUACGAUCAUCAUAUUCACUUCCGCUAUACACUUUAG